Molecule: messenger RNA, 5027 nt
Organism: Acanthopagrus latus (yellowfin seabream)
Lineage: Eukaryota; Metazoa; Chordata; Actinopteri; Spariformes; Sparidae
Gene: sema3ga
Product: sema domain, immunoglobulin domain (Ig), short basic domain, secreted, (semaphorin) 3Ga
Exons: 18
Coding region: 661-2901 (746 amino acids)
Biological process (GO): axon guidance; neural crest cell migration; positive regulation of cell migration
Molecular function (GO): chemorepellent activity; semaphorin receptor binding
Source: RefSeq, a predicted model, not a curated record
CCCAUAUGGUGUACCAAGAGGUUUGGUCCAAUGCUGCUGUGGGCCAACAGGAGAGGGAAGGCUGGGUGGGGGCAGAACAGAAGGGAGAGGACAGCAGGGCAGACUCUCUCCCUCCCAACACCUGCACCUGGUCACUAGAUUCACACUCAGAACUCCCUUUAGAAAAGGCUCAAUUUAAAGGGACCAGCCUCUCCGCUCACAUGACGGUGAUGGUCGCUGCCAUCCAGGCUUAAACUUUUUUUUUCUUUCUUUCUUGGAAACAGUGGAGGAACCGUUCAGGGAUCAGCUGUGUUUUUCCUUCUUCUCCCCCCCUUUUUUUCUCUUUUUUUGGGAACAAAUGCAGUCGGUUAAUAUCGACUGAUUAGUCAGGCAGCGCUUCUUUCUUUUCUUUCUUUCCUUUUUUUUUCUUCGUUUUUCCUCUCCAGGGGAAUUCAGCAAACCUAUCGGAUUGUUUUAUUCCUGCGCAGCGCUGCUGAGGGAGAUUUUCUCUCUUCUUCUUUUUUUUUUUCCCAGCUCCGAGGCACCAAAACGCGGGGAACGCUGCGGGAACAGAUCCGCGCAAGUUUUGUGGAUCCUCCGAGGCGUUUUAUAUUUUUGAGAGUCCAGGAGAAAAAAAAGAGAAAGAACCAAAAGAUUUAGAUCUCUGCGGGCCCUACCUGCAUGACGGUUACCAUGACAGCAUCUGGAGCCCGACUCCUCCUGUUGGCCUUGUGUGUUUACAGAGGCUGGGGCCUGCAGCAGUCUGCGCCCAGGGUCCGCCUCUCCUUCAAAGAACUGAUGGACACGAGGGCAGCGAGACCCUUCAGUUUCUCCUUCAACACCAGCGACUACCGCAUCCUCCUGAUGGAUCAGGAUCAGGGCCGUCUGUACCUGGGCAGCCGGGAGUACCUGGUGGCCCUGGACAUGCACAAUGUCAACAAAGAGCCUCUCAUCAUCCACUGGCCGGCGUCUGCUAAAAGAAAGGGAGAAUGUCAGAUGACAGGAAAGGGAAGACAGGGCGAGUGUGCCAACUUUGUGCGCCUGAUAGAGCCGUGGAACCGCACCCACCUCUACACCUGUGGGACGGGGGCGUACCAGCCCAUCUGCACCUUCAUCAACAGGGGCUGGAGAGCAGAGGACUACCUGUUCCGGCUGGUCCCUGGGUACGUGGAUUCAGGGAAGGGGAAAUGUUCCUACGAUCCCAAACAGGAGAACAUCGCCGUUCUGAUCCAUGGUAACCUGUACGCAGGCGUCCACAUUGACUUCAUGAGCACAGAUGCCGCUCUGUUUAGGACCAUGGGAGGGAGAACAGCGAUCAGAACGGAGCAGUACGACUCCAGGUGGCUCAACGAGCCUGUGUUUGUUCAGAUCCAGCAGAUCCCUGACAGUGCAGAAAAGAACGACGACAAGCUUUACUUCUUCUUCCGUGAGAAGAGCCUGGACUCGAGCGGCGGGGCGAGCCCCAGCGUUUUAGCCAGAGUGGGCAGAGUGUGUCUGAAUGAUGAAGGAGGGCAGAAGUCCCUGGUGAACCGCUGGACGACGUUCCUGAAGGCUCGCCUGAUCUGCUCGGUGAUAGGAGAAGACGGAGUGGAGACGCGGUUUGAUGAACUACGAGACGUGUUCAUUCAGCCGACGCAGGACGAGCGAAACCCGAUGGUGUACGCUCUCUUCACCACAGCUGGCUCUGUGUUCAAGGGCUCAGCCGUCUGCGUCUACUCGAUGGCUGAUAUUCGCAACGUCUUCAACGGGCCGUUCGCCCACAAGCACGGCCAUAAUUACCAAUGGACCGAGUACACUGGCAAGAUUCCCUACCCCCGGCCUGGAACAUGUCCAGGGGGAACGUUCACUCCCGGUAUCCGCUCCUCCAAGAACUUCUCGGACGAGGCCGUGAACUUCAUCAGAGCUCACCCCCUCAUGUUCCAUCCCGUUUAUCCUAUCCACCGCCGCCCCCUGGUGGUGAGAACCGGCGUGGACUACCGCUUCACUGCCAUGGUGGUGGAUCAGGUGGAUGCUGUGGACGGCCGCUACGAGGUGCUCUUCCUGGGGACAGAUCGAGGCACCGUCCAGAAGGUUAUAGUUCUGCCCAAGGACCCAACGAGCAUGGAGGAACUGACACUAGAGGAAGUGGAGGUGUUCCGGAGCAGAGCUGCAGUCAAAACGAUGAAGAUAUCCUCUAAACGACAACAGCUGUACGUGUCAUCAGACGCGGGGCUGACCCAGGUGUCGCUGCACCGCUGCGGCGUGUACGGCCGGGCCUGCUCCGACUGCUGUCUGGCUCGAGACCCCUACUGCGCCUGGGAUGGAGAGAGCUGCUCCGCCUUCACCCCGUCCACAAAGAGGAGGAGCAGAAGACAGGAUGUCAAACACGGUGACCCGCUGAGGCAGUGCAGAGGCUUCAACGCCAAAGAGAAGCGUCUGAGAGAGACGGUGCAGUUUGGGGUGGAGGGCAGCAGCACCUUCCUGGAGUGUCAGCCUCGCUCUCCUCAGGCCACCGUCAAGUGGCUGUUCCAGAGGGAGGGAAAGAGGAAACUGCUCAACCGUGCGGGAGGCAUCCUGAAGACCAACCACGGCAUCCUCCUGAAGUCUCUCAACCAGUCAGACGGGGGGCUGUACCACUGCCUCGCCACCGAGAACAACUUCAAACACACGGUGGCCCGCGUGGCGCUGCGCAUCCUCGACCGAGACAUCGUGUUGGCCCUCACUGAUCAAGACGAGGAGGAGGAGCCCAAAACCCGCCAGGCGGGGCCGUACGUGCAGUCCUCCGUCGCCUCCACGCCAUUCCCGCCGGAGAUAAGACUGAUCAACCAGUACUGCCAGUCGUACUGGGAACAGCUCAGCCCCAAACAGCAGCAGCAGCAACAGCAGCAGCGCAAACGCACCAGCCGCAGGCACACAGAGAGCCAGGACCAAGGCCUCGGCUAGAGGGCCGCGCUGACGCCGUCCAGCACCGGCCUGUCUGGACUUUUUGGUGGACUUUUAUGUUUUGACGUGCAUGUUCGCGUGUCACCUCCGGUCAUGAGGCGGGUGAUGCCGUCAUGCUGUCGUUAAAGUACCAUAUCGGUGGUUUUGCAAAACAAUAGCUGAGGAAACAGAAAUUGUGUAUAUUUUACAUGACCUGCGACCACUUCCCCAAGAGCGCUGUACAGCUUUAGAUGGAUUCUUUUUUUCGCUUUCAGGUUUCGGUUCAUGUUAGCGUGACAUUUAAAAGAACGUAGAGAUUUGACACUGGAUCAUCCGUCACAACUGACUGUUUUAAAACGUCUUGUUCAGGUGCUUAAAUCCUGGUGCCUACAUAUCCCACAAUGCAACUCAGCCACUAAGUGACAUCACUGGAGGCAGCUUAAAAUGCAGCUUCCUCUGGAGCUACAAAAUUCUGUUGACGAACGAGGAAAUGCUUUAUAAACCAUUUAUUAAGAUAUUAAGAAAUCGAAACACCAAUUGCGACUUCAUAAUGACCAAAAUAAUGUUUAUAGCUGAAGGACAACAGAUUGUUUUAAAACGUCUUGUUCAGGUGCUUAUGGGAAACUCCUGCAUCUGUGACUCCGGGAAUCACAAGGAAAGAUCAACAUAUUUAGUACAAUAAAGAAAGUCUGGAAACACUUCAUUAAAGGGUAAGUCCACCAAUAUUACACUCUGAAAUGUGUUUACAGCUCCAGGGGAGUACAACUGCAAACUGUGUGUGAAAGAAGUGAGAACAAAGCCUUUUGUGGCUCCAAAGGAAGCUGUGUGUAAUCUGAUAAGUUUCCUACAGUGAUAUCAGUUGGUGGUUAAGUUGAAUUGUGGGUAAUGUAGGCAAUGGGUUUUAAAAAGAGGUUCAGUGGUCUAGCAUUGCACUCCUACAACACUGUUGGACAUGUGAUCAAAAUCGAUACAGAAAAGCCUUUUUUUAUAUAAACCUGGUGCUUUAUAAGCCAUUUAUUAAGAUAUUGAGAAUUCUAAACACCAAUUGCUAACUUUAUGAUGACCAAAGUGAUGUUUAUAGCUGAACGACACUGUAUUUAUUAACCAUGGCUUCAAAUGGUUUAUAAAGCAUCUGAUUUUUAUCAACUUAAGUUUAAUCAACUUUAAACUUGAAUUUACCAGUUAAUGACAGUGCUACAAAAAACUGUAUCUCUUUUACAGCAGACAUGCUCGAACAUCAUGUCUCCUCCAGGUUUGAUUUUCUAUAGAUUGUCUUCAGCUGAUUCGUAGAUUUCGAACGCACUGAAAAAUGAAGCUUUUUUUUUCAAAACACAUCUGGAUUGCACCUGGACAGACGGGUCACGUGUUGUUGUUGAUUUGGGUAAAAUGGCCGGUGUGAUGUAAAGUAUACGUCGACCUCAACGCGCAAAACCGCAGAUACGGUACUUUCAAGUAUCAUGAAACAGAAAUGUAAUAUAUUGAUUGUGAAUAUAAUAUAUAUGGUCAUUGGAUUACUCUUGUAUUGUAUGGACAUAAUAUGAUGAAUGCAGAUGUUGCAUGCAUACCUGUCGCUGUGUGUUGUAAGUUGUACAUUUUUACUGCCGUUCCGUUUUUUCAGCCUUGUCGUGUGACGAUGUUCGUGAGCUGUACCGUGUUCUGUUAAGCUAAAUUCCAUUGGAUGUUUGUCAUAUAAUGACUCCCUUACUGUCCCGUGCUCUAGUGACCUGCAGUACGCGAAUGUUGAAGAUAUGUAUCGCGUACGGUGUUCUUCCAGUUAUGCACUUUGUCGGUGGUGGUAUUCGAGGGGAAUUGGGGAUUCUUUGCACAGAUGUAUGAGAAAAAUGCUAAAAUAACGUAAUGUUUUCUUUUUUUUUUAUGUACAGUAUGUUUUAAGAAAAAAAAACUAUGGGAAUGAAACUGGCUCAGAUUUAGUAUUGGUUGUUGUUGUUCCGUCAUAAACUGUAUUUACAGGUUGUUUUUUUCUUUUUUAAAAAAUGGCUAAAAACAGAAGCGCGUAAAAAACAAGAUAUUUUCCAGCGAGAGCCGCCGUUCACCUCCGUCGUGAGUAACACAGUGUUUGUCACGCUGAUGAAUCCUACACUGGAAAUGUUCAAACAAGUAUAUAAAACAUUUCUGACUUCUCUUAA